Prorocentrum cordatum is the source of this 538-nucleotide messenger RNA. Lineage: Eukaryota; Dinophyceae; Prorocentrales; Prorocentraceae. The record is from the annotation of a GenBank genome assembly.
UGGGAGCAGUAGGGGUAGGCCCAAAUCGAGGCGAUCCUUUCGCAGGGGCUCCCCCGCCCCUCCUGGCUCGUCCCGCGCUCCUCUGCGCAGAGCUGUCUCGAUUGUGUCAUUCUCUUCGCACGUGCUUUUCAGCUACUGAUGUCAGUCAAAGGGUCAUGGUGUGCGCACGCGCGCAGCCCCUCGGCUGACAAACAAACGUCCUGCGCUCCUGCGGCGGCAGGGCCAUGCGGUGGCUCGGUGUUCUGGGCACGGACGUGGACCACGAGCACGAUCAUUUCCAGGCCGCACCCAUCGACCGCCGGCUCGCCACCAACUUUUGGGCCCCGGCGACAGGCGGGGACUACUGCUUAGGCGCGCUUCCAAGAGCUGGGCGCGGCGCUGGCGGCUCCACGUUCCUCUGGGGCGGAGCGGGGCCGCACCCAGCCCCAGGCAUAGAUCUCGGAGGUCUCCGAAAAAAGAAUUUCGGCGCGACGGCGUUCCAGACUGACGACAAGGCCGUCCUGUGGAGCCGCUCGGGGCCCGGCGCCAGGCACAAGGA